AUGUAUGUUCGUUUGUACCAUAAUCAUUUCUCAGGAAUGAGUAUAGAAGAAGGAGACGGCGGGUUUUGUGAAGUUGUACAAUGUCCCUCUGAUUCAGCCGCAUUAACCAAUCUUGUAUAUAUUGCGCCUGGAUUCAUUGACCCUAAAGUUCAUUAUGUCAUUAUAGAUCACGAAUAUGUAUUCUCUUGCAGAACCGACAGAAAUAUUCAGAAAGGUCAAAUAGGUAUCAAUGGUCCACACCGUCGUUGGGCUUCUUUCUCUUUGAAUCAGCGAGUAUCUGUUCUGCCUUAUGAUAUCUAUUCAGAAGGUAUGGAUAUUUACCUCGGUAAUAUGAAACUGGAUAUAGAUUUCUUUCAACGGAGUAUGCGAUUACCUGAUGAGUUCAAAGAAGAUGAGAUUGCCCAUGCUUUUGCCACAAACUUCCACAGUCAGAUGUUUACGAAGGGCCAAACUUUUGCUUUUGAAUAUACAGGUGUCAAAUUCAGAGCCACUGUUACUGAUCUGGAUGUCGUCGAUUUGAGCGUGUUAAAGAGAGGCGAAGUGGAUGCACAUCAAGAAAAGAAUACUGACGCUAUUCGUGGUCUUUUAAUGCGUGAAACCAAUGUCGAAUUCAACAAAAUUGAAAACUCAAACUUAAAUUUGAAGCAAUCUAAAAAGAGAGCUAUGAAGGCAAAGGCUUUGAUCAAGCCUGAUUUCCAAUUUGAAGAUCUUGGUAUUGGUGGUUUAGAUGAUGAAUUCAAUGCUAUUUUUAGACGUGCCUUUGCUUCUCGUAUAUUCCCACCUGCUCUCGUUGAAAAGCUUGGGGUACAACACGUCAAGGGUUUACUUUUAUAUGGUCCCCCAGGUACCGGUAAAACUCUUAUGGCACGCCAAAUCGGUAAAAUGCUCAACGCCAAAGAACCCAAAGUCGUUAGCGGUCCCGAAGUACUCUCUAAAUUCGUUGGUCAAUCCGAAGAGAAUGUGCGUAAAUUGUUCGCCGAUGCCGAAGAGGAAUACCGUGCCAAAGGAGAAGAGUCUGGUCUCCACAUCAUUAUUUUAGAUGAAUUAGAUGCUAUUUGUAAAGCUCGUGGUAGUCGUAGCGGCGAUACUGGUGUGGGCGAUUCCGUUGUUAACCAAUUGCUCGCCAAGAUGGAUGGCGUCGAACAACUCAACAAUAUUUUAAUCAUUGGUAUGACAAAUCGCAAGGACAUGAUCGAUGAAGCAUUGUUACGUCCCGGCCGUUUGGAGGUGCACAUGGAAAUCGGUUUGCCUGAUGAGAAAGGCCGACUGCAAAUCCUCAAAAUUCAUACGAGUAAAAUGCGCUCUAACGAGGUCUUAGAUGAUGAUGUCAAUCUGGACGAACUGGCUGACCUCACCAAGAAUUACAGUGGUGCAGAAAUAUCUGGUGUAGUGAAAGCGGCUUCUUCUUACGCUUUCAGUCGCCAUAUCAAAGUGGGUACACUGGCAGGUAUUUCUGCUGACGUGAGUGAUAUGAAAGUGUGUAUGGAUGAUUUCUUGAAUGCGCUUAAAGAAGUACAACCAGCGUUCGGUGUUUCUGAAGUAGAAUUACAGCAGUGUGUUCAAAACCAUAUUAUUCCCUUUAGUCCCCAUAUUAAGCAAAUACUUGCUGAUGGCAAACUGUAUGUAGAUCAAGUCAGACAGUCAAGUCGUACGCCUUUGGUCAGCGUGUUGCUCCACGGUCCAGCAGGAAGUGGUAAGACUGCUCUGGCGGCUACCAUAGCAAUGCAAAGUGAGUUCCCGUAUAUCAAAUUGAUUUCCCCUGAAACCAUGGUCGGCAUGACUGAAUCAGCCAAAGUGAAUGAAAUCAACAAGAUUUUCAACGACUCGUAUAAGUCACCCAUCAGUGUGAUUGUGGUAGAUGGUAUUGAGCGUCUGCUGGAUUACGUCCCUAUUGGCCCUCGCUUCUCUAAUGCUGUAUUACAAGCUCUGCUCGUUUUGCUAAAGAAAAAACCACCAAAAGACCGUCGUUUAUUGAUUUUGGCGACUACGACAAAUCGAGGUCUUUUGGAGCAAAUGGAUAUGAUUAACGAAUUCUCUGCAGAAAUUUAUGUACCUACAAUUACUUCCUUAGACAGCGUGGAUAUGGUGUUACAACAGUUAGAGUUGUUUGCAGAUGUAGAAAGAGAAAGAGCUUUGAGUUACUUACGACAAGCUAAUAUGGAUCAAAAGUUGACGAUUGGUAUCAAGAAGCUAUUGAUGAUUAUUGAAAUGGCAAGACAAGAUGAGGAUAAAGUGGAUAAGUUUGUAAAUACAAUUCUUGCACUAUAA
Mycotypha africana is the source of this 2268-nucleotide messenger RNA. Its product is annotated as P-loop containing nucleoside triphosphate hydrolase protein. Gene Ontology annotation, biological process: intra-Golgi vesicle-mediated transport; Golgi to plasma membrane protein transport; SNARE complex disassembly. The coding region runs from base 1 to 2268 and encodes 755 amino acids. Lineage: Eukaryota; Fungi; Mucoromycota; Mucoromycetes; Mucorales; Mycotyphaceae. The record is from RefSeq and is a predicted model, not a curated record. Gene Ontology annotation, cellular component: Golgi stack. The transcript is spliced from 5 exons. Gene Ontology annotation, molecular function: ATP hydrolysis activity; ATP binding.